AUGCACGACCCACAAGAAGAAUCAUACUCUAUGUAUCCAAAGACCUCAUCUCCACCACCACCACCUCAAGCCAAUAUGCAUUUUCCUGUUUACCAGACUCCUAUGAUGUACGGUUACUCGCAGAACCCAUACAUGUAUGCUGGUCAGGCUCCAGGUUAUCAUUUUGGUAUGAUGAACCAAGGUCAAAUGAUGUACCAGCCUAAUGCUAUUCCUCAACAACCUAAUGGUGGUGCUGGCGGUUCUAAGAAGAAAUGGAACAUGAAUAAUAAUAUGGGUGCUUCUUCUGGAUCUAGUGCCAACUUGUCCAACGGGAAGACUCAUAAUUACCAUAAUAGCUCACAUGCUGCGAGUUAUCACCCUCAAUCAUCUUCUUCUACUUCUGGAGGAAGUACUGCCAAGAAUGCUUACACCCCAGCUGCAGCAGAUCCAUUGAAGUUCAACAUCUCAAAGAUUAAAGAAGAGACAACUUCCUUCCCAAUGUUUUUUAAUACAAACGAAAAGGACUUUGCAGAAGCUAAGGCCAAAAGAUACCAUCUAAGUUUGAAGGCGUUGGAUCAUGAAGAACAACCAAUUCAAAAGGAACCCCAGGUACAAUCAGAGCAAGUGAAACAGGAAGAACAGAUUCAAAAGAAACAAGAUUCCCAACAACUUAGCAUCGAAGAAGAGGAUAUAAAGGAUCUGAAAAGUGGAGAUAAAACUGAUAUCGUACUUCCAGAAACCACUACUAAUAAGGAAAAUAUUCAGCAAGGUACUGAAAUCAAAGUAAGCUCGCCAGAAAUGGGAAACAAGCAGGCUAGUGGUUCACCAGUGGAGGAAACUGCUACUCCUUAUAUAACACCGGCACCAACACCAAAACCAGCUGCCAAAUCCUGGUCUGCUAUUGCAUCCAGCGCUAUUUCUAAAGGGAAGCCCUCCAAUGUAUCUUCACCAAUCUCAAGGCCAGGAUCUACCCAUCAGCAACCUCAGAAGAAAUCAAAAAAGUACGUUCCUGCGACCCCAAAAGGACUUGAACCAUUAGGAUCAGUAGCUCUAAGAAUGUGCUUCGACCCAGAUUAUGUCUCAUACACGUUAGAUACUGCCAAAAACGAAGACAAACUGCCAAUUAGAGAGAUAAUUCCAAGAGGUAUUAUAAAUAAUGCUAACAUCUGUUUCAUGAGUUCCGUUUUGCAAGUGUUAUUGUACUGUGCGCCUUUUGUAGAUAUUUUGAAUGUUGUCAGUACUAGAAAUAUGAACGCAAAGAGUGGCUCUUCCUCGGCGAAACUAUUGGACGCCUGUCUAACAAUUUAUAAGAAAUUUGACAAGGCAAACUAUGAAAAGGAGAAGGAGAAGGAGUCAGAAAAAGAAAAGCCUGGUUCUAAAAAGUCCUCUCCACCAGCUUACGCGUCCAUCACAGAAGCGGUCAAUCCAGAUGAGUUUUAUAGAUCUCUAUCAACAAUUCCAAAAUUUAAAGAUUUGAGAUGGGGUCAUCAGGAAGAUGCUGAAGAAUUUUUAACACAUUUAUUAGAUCAACUUCAUGAAGAAUUGAUUUCUGCCAUUGAUUCACUAUCAGAGAAUGAAAUACUAAACCUACUACAAAGUAUUCAUGACGAAGAUUUGAAGAUAUACAUCAUUCGUAACUUGAGUCGCUAUAAGGAUGCGGAAUUCAUCAAAAACAUGUCACCACAACUGAAGGACCAAAUUAACAAAUACGGAACAAUUUCUGAUGAUUCUGAAGAAGGAAAUGGCUGGCAUGAAGUUAGUGGUUCUAGUAAGAAGGGCAAAAAGACAAAGACAGCUGCUAAGAGAACCGUGGAAUUUAUCCCAUCCCCUAUUUCUAACCUGUUUGGCGGCCAGUUUAGAUCUGUUCUUGAUAUUCCACAGAACAAAGAAUCUCAAUCCAUUACAUUAGAUCCAUUCCAAACUAUUCAACUAGAUAUCUCGGACCCAGGAGUUGAUAGUCUAGAGGCUGCUUUAAAGAAAUUCAGUGAAUAUGAGCUGUUACCUUUUAAGUCAUCAUCUGGAAAUGAUGUAGAAGCAAAGAAACAAACAUUCAUUGACAAGCUACCUCAAAUCCUUUUGAUUCAACUGAAAAGAUUCUCUUUUAUUAGUAAUGCUGAUAAAGAUAAUGGCAUGACCAACUAUAACGCAUACAGUGGCCGUAUUGAAAAGAUUAGAAAGAAGAUUUCUUACGGACACACUCUAGAAAUCCCUGAUGAAACUUUAGCAUCCUCUGCAUUGAGGAACAACUCUUCGAAGACAUAUGAGUUAUCAGGUGUUAUUUACCAUCAUGGUAUGAGCCCUGAUGGAGGUCAUUACACUGCUGAUGUUUUCCAUAAGCAAACUAAGACCUGGUAUAGAAUUGAUGACGUGAAUAUCACCAAGCUAGAGGAUGAUGAUGUCUUGAAAGGUGGAGAGGACAACAUGGACUCCAGAACUGCUUACAUUUUAAUGUACCAAAAUGUGCACUGCUAA
Molecule: messenger RNA, 2451 nt
Organism: Nakaseomyces glabratus
Lineage: Eukaryota; Fungi; Ascomycota; Saccharomycetes; Saccharomycetales; Saccharomycetaceae
Gene: UBP3
Product: mRNA-binding ubiquitin-specific protease UBP3
Biological process (GO): protein deubiquitination
Cellular component (GO): cytosol; nucleus
Molecular function (GO): cysteine-type deubiquitinase activity
Source: RefSeq, a predicted model, not a curated record